This is a messenger RNA of Pelodiscus sinensis (Chinese soft-shelled turtle), 1287 nucleotides long. The record is from RefSeq and is a predicted model, not a curated record. Lineage: Eukaryota; Metazoa; Chordata; Testudines; Trionychidae.
CCAGGGCCUCUGGCCUGCUCGCCCACACCCGCCAUGGCCUGCCCACUGGAUGUGCCCCUCACCAGGGCCUCUGGCCUGCUCGCCCACACCCGCCAUGGCCUGCCCACUGGAUGUGCCCCUCACCAGGGCCUCUGGCCUGCUCGCCCACACCCGCCAUGGCCUGCCCACUGGAUGUGCCCCUCACCAGGGCCUCUGGCCUGCUCGCCCACACCCGCCAUGGCCUGCCCACUGGAUGUGCCCCUCACCAGGGCCUCUGGCCUGCUCGCCCACACCCGCCAUGGCCUGCCCACUGGAUGUGCCCCUCACCAGGGCCUCUGGCCUGCUCGCCCACACCCGCCAUGGCCUGCCCACUGGAUGUGCCCCUCACCAGGGCCUCUGGCCUGCUCGCCCACACCCGCCAUGGCCUGCCCACUGGAUGUGCCCCUCACCAGGGCCUCUGGCCUGCUCGCCCACACCCGCCAUGGCCUGCCCACUGGAUGUGCCCCUCACCAGGGCCUCUGGCCUGCUCGCCCACACCCGCCAUGGCCUGCCCACUGGAUGUGCCCCUCACCAGGGCCUCUGGCCUGCUCGCCCACACCCGCCAUGGCCUGCCCACUGGAUGUGCCCCUCACCAGGGCCUCUGGCCUGCUCGCCCACACCCGCCAUGGCCUGCCCACUGGAUGUGCCCCUCACCAGGGCCUCUGGCCUGCUCGCCCACACCCGCCAUGGCCUGCCCACUGGAUGUGCCCCUCACCAGGGCCUCUGGCCUGCUCGCCCACACCCGCCAUGGCCUGCCCACUGGAUGUGCCCCUCACCAGGGCCUCUGGCCUGCUCGCCCACACCCGCCAUGGCCUGCCCACUGGAUGUGCCCCUCACCAGGGCCUCUGGCCUGCUUGCCCACGCCUGCCAUGGCCUGGGCACUGGAUGUGCCCCUCACCAGGGCCUCUGGCCUGCUUGCCCACGCCUGCCAUGGCCUGGGCACUGGAUGUGGCCCUCACCAGGGCCUCUGGGCUGCACUCGCCCCAGUCCCUGGCCAGCCCCCUGAUCCCAGCCCCCUUCCUGCCGUUUGUGUCGAUGUCCGUUUCCUGCUGUUCCCGUGCCCACUGCGACCUGCGCAGGGCUGGGCCUCGCCAGAAAACCACGGGCACUUGCCAGGCCACCACACUGGGCUGUCCUGAGUGCCCACGGCCCACCCCGCCCCUGGCCUCUGCUGGCACUGCCCACAAGCCGCCGGCUGGUGCCCACUCUGACUCAGGGCCUGGAUCUCAUCUCAGCCACCCCUCUGUGCGCCCGGGGUCGCGCCGCUAA